UGACAGUUCCAUCCAAAGUCGACCGCAUGGUUUUCUCGUGUUUGCGCGUAGUUUGAAAUUCGGUCCCGAAAUUAUUGCAAAAUUUGAUGUAAAACAGUGUAAAAUUCAGGUUAAAGUGCGUUCAACUGUAGCAUGACCACCACGGCCAUGAAGCGGAAAUCGAUGUCCGGCGGGGAAUGUCCGUUCGGAGCGAAAAAAGUGAAAACCGAAAGUGCUCAGAACGGUGUGGCGGCGGAGCACCAUCAUGAUGGGGAAAAGAAGCCGAAGAAGCCCAUGGUGAAGAAGACAUUGCCGAAGCAAAACGGAAAGGAUGAAAAACAGAAAGUGGGCGGCGGGAAGAAGGCGAUUGAUAAGAAGCGUGAUGUUACGAAGGAGGCGGAUGAUGGACCAGCUGUGAAUCAUUUUGGCGGAGUGCCGGCGAAAGCCGCGGAAAACUUCCGGCAGCAGUUAACGAAGGGAUCGGUGGCUGUUGAUGCAAUUCGUCACUUCACACAUGCCAUCCAGGAGAACCCGUCGCUGGCGGUGGAUUUCAUUCGAGCGGGAGGAACAUUCAAGCCGCUGCUCAAAAUCCUGGACUCGAUGGAUAAGGACAAACUGGCCGAUAUAGGGAAGCUUCUGGAGUUGAUUCACUACAUUCUGCUCGAGAGCGUCAACUACGACGAGGUGCAUGCUGAUUAUGCAUCGAAAUGCGCCCGUAAGGUGUUCACCGACUACAAACCGGUGGUGAUGUCCUUGCUGAAGGGCCAACAGGACGAACAGCUGAUAAUGGCGGGGUUACGCAUACUGAAGGCGAUCUUAUUGGUGGAUCCAAGUCAUGGGAAGGAUAUCCUGCAGCUACUGGAUGUUUGCUUACCGGAGAUGGAGGUGGCCAAGUACCGGGAAACUUCGCCCUCCUCGGACAGCCGGGAGUCCUUGCGUGGAGUUUUCGUAGAUUUCAGUUUAGCGUUUUUAAUAGACACCAGUACGGAAUUGGUGCGGAUGUGGUUGAGUCGCUAUCAACUACUAAAUCCUCUAGUGAUCAAUUUGGUAUACGAUCGAGCGGAGAACGUUGUUUUGGUGAUGAAGACAUUUGAGCAGUAUAUUCUGAAUUCACGUGAGAUCGACAAGUACAUCUAUCGUACGACAUUCAGCACGGACAUUUUGAAGGCUUUGGUCAACGUGUACGAAUGGGUUGGACCGACCAAACAGGAAGUUGAUGUCCAAAUGAAGAAUACCGUGCUGAAUGCAGCGGAGAAAGUGAUUCUUCCGUUGCUUACUUCCAAAAAGUAUCAUCUGGUGCCAAAGAUGGUUGACCUAGGAAGGGCCAAUUCUCGUCACAAACACAUCCUGCUGGCGCUCAAAAAUUCCCAAUUACACAAGCAUCAGCAGAAACUGGUGUUGAAAAUGUUCGAAGCGUGCCCAGAAGUGCUUCCGGCGGUUGUGGAAAAUUUCGGUUCGCUGCUCAAAUCCAAAAGGCCUGAAUUUCGCGAAUUUCUUUUGGAGAUUCUCCGACAACUGGAUCCACAGGAGAUCACCAAGCAUUUCACAUCCGCCAACGCUAAGCAGGUAUCCAAUUUUGUUACUAAAUCGACCUUGCCAAGAACCGUGUUAGAGUUCGUAGCUACAUCGAUUAACAAGAAAUUUUAUACAGGAUUCUGUCUAGAAUUCCUGUCGGUAAUGUUGAGCCAGUGCGAGAAAUAUCUGCAGGAGAUUCCCAAGCUGAAAAAUCUGGAUCAGUUUGACCUCAAAAAAGUUAAGUUUGAUGUCAUUAACCAAAUCUUGGCGCUGUUCCCCACAAUCGAUGCCAUAAUGGCUGCAAUGAUGCAUCAUCGUUUGGAUAAGUCCGUUCCCAAGCCCUACAUAGCGAUGGAGUACGCCAUGGAUAUUCUGCUGGCCUGCAUAAGAACCUUCCCUUCGUACAUUGAGUCGUCUUCGUUCAUAACCACCUACAGAAACAUUCUGGAUCCGGUCUAUCGCCAUCGUGGCAUUGAACACGAAUAUCUUUCGUACGAGUUCAAGGCAAUCCAGGUCAUCAUCGCCCUGGAACCGCAAUCGAUCGCCUUCAAUUCGGAACUGUUCCCAUCCGUACUAAAGCUGCUCACCAAGGUCUACCUCAACGGAAGCCCGGAAAUGCAACGACAGGCCACAACCCAGCUGCUGGCGCUUUUCCGGAACACCACCCUAUUCGGGAACAACCCAACCGAAAUCGAGAUAUGGUUCCAAUCGCUACUUUACGUAGACCCCGGCCUCGUCCCCGAACUAGUAUCCUUCCUGGCCUUUUCCUGCCGCCAGGCAGCCGAACGACAAUCCCGCCCGACCGAGAAGAAUCACUCCCUCAUCGACGAAGCAUUCGAAAAGGUUCGCCAAUCGGAUCUGCAGGACAUUUUCGCACGGGUCGAGGUGGAAGCCUCCGCCGGACAGCUGGCCCAGGAAGAAACGGUCGAACUUCCGGUGGCGGAUAACCUGCUGAUUUACAUGUUCCAUCCAGGAGCAAAGAAACCUCCGCCGCCACAGUUCCACCCUUAUCUGCAGGCUGUGGCGUUGCGUUACUUCCACUUCCUACCGCAUCCGGAGAUUGUGGAAAAUUGUGCCAAAGCUGUCGAUGGCCAACUGAAGAAGUAUUUCCGGAAGUGGAUUGUGGAGGGCAAGCUGAAAUCGUUGGACACGUUCGGAGAGACGAGUGCGCUCGGUCGAUUGAGCCAUUUGCUGUUGCUGAAAAAGAAAAACUUGGAGGAAGUUUUACCAGAAGGCCCUCGGCACCGCUGUGAGCUGGUUUACCUGAUCCACGAAACCGUUUUCUACGCAACGCGAUUGAUCGAACUCGGACAAUUCGAUUCCAGCUACGCAACCGCGUGCGCAUUCUACCUCAACGGCUUCCUCGACCAACUGCUCACGGCAGAAGCGGAUCUCGCACCCGUGGACCAAAAGCUGGGUGGUGUCCUGGAAAACAUAUUCUGUCACAGGCCAGUUCUUUUCCAGCACUUUACGAUAGCCGCCAAGAGAAGCGAUACUACUACAGUUGUGACGAACUUCAUCUACGAUCUGAUGAAACGAUUACACCAGGCACCCAACUUUUCCCACUACACGGCGCUCUAUUCGAACAAAGUCGUCAACGAAAUCAUCCUGUCGUCGACACCGAAAGUCACGUUCGAUCUGGAUGCUGGUCUAGUAGAGAGACUGUUGGAGAUUUUCGAGUUGAAUGAAAAGCAUUGUGUUACGUUGUUGAAGCAUUAUUCCCAGCUGUCGCAUCGGAAGUUCAUCAACGACAAAAAUGAAAAAACUUAUCACUUUCGGCUGUUGACAGUUGGAUUGGACAAGUUAGCUGGAAAUCAGGAAUACUUUCUCGAUCAGCAGACGAUGUCCGGGAUAUCGAAGAUCUACGUGGAUUUCAUUCGAGAGAACGGGAAUGAGUUGAAUUUGGAAACGUUGGAAGCUGCUCUGCAGCAUUAUUUGGAGACCUUCGGUCAUAGUGUAGGUCAUCUGGAGGAGGAUCUGUUCCGAUGCUUUUUCGAGAGCAAACGGAUUGGGAAGCCAAUGGUGCGACUAGCGGCUUUCCUACUCGGCAGGGAUACCCGUCUCCGACUAAUCUUUCCGGAACUGGUACCGGGAAACGUUUCCAAGAAGGAACUGAUGUAUCCGUUGACGAAUGUUGCCUUCGCAAAAGGGGUCUUUGGAGGGAACCUCGGGGAAGAGGGUAAGAAAGUUUUGAACAUGAUCUACAAUGAGUUCAAAAGUGGUCUCAGCAAAACUAUCGAAAAACCGGGCAAGGCUGCUGUUAUCUACAAGGAGAAUUCCGUUGCCAAUCAGCAACUUAUAAGAACCUGUAUGCCGAGUAACGAAUGCGUUGAUUUUGCGAAGAAAAAACUUAAGAUUGACUCCUUAGAGUUGUACCAGCUGAGACUAAUGAUGGAGAUCUAUCGCAAGGCGUUUGAAGCUACCAAGGAGGAUGCCGGGCAAGUCAAGAUCGUCCACGUCAAUGUCUUCAAUGUUUUGCUGCAAUUUUACAACAUUCUCUUGAAGGUCGAGGAUUUGCUGAAAGAAGUCGAUAAACUUAAUGGUUUAGUCUUGGAAACGUUUUCAUGGAUUCAAUUGAGUAAAAGUUGCACGCAUUUAAAUGACCUAGAGUACGGAGAAAUCACGGCCACUUCUAAUUGGACAAAUUUCUGCAAAUUUGCCCUGAAAGUGGGCAUAGAUAUACAAAAAUCACCGGAUCAACCUAAUCGCCUUGACGAACGACUGCAUGUUCUGCUUAAAAUCACUGCUCUGUUGGUUGAUCUUUUCUAUAAAGAUAACAGUAAACCGGCGGAUGUGGUCACAUUCUAUGAACUGGCAUUAUCCCAUUCUCGAUUCCUGGAAGUCCUGCUGACACCUUUCCAGUUCAAAAUCAAGACCUUCUUGGUCCAUCUCUUACUGGUUCUUGCGAAGAAGAAUCCUUCAGUUAUGGAUAAAAAACAUAUUCCUCUACUUCUUGGUUCGUACGGUGCGACCCUAACCGAAGGUAAUCGCUACCUUCUUGCGCUUAUCCAAUGGUACGAAAGAUCCGGUGUCCACAUGCACGAGUACCGUCCGUACCUAUGGGGCGAAGCAGCGAUCAAGCAUUUUUCAAUCGGACAAGAUGCGACCGACCAGCCGACACUGUUCCGGAUCAACAACUUUGAAGCAUUUCGACUGUUUAACAAAGAAAAGCUGUACAACACCCUCAACAGCUUUCCCGUAUGGCGAAAGGUCGAUGCCGUUGCCCAACUCCCGGAAACAAACUUUGACGACCUGACUAGACCGAAUGGUGGCAGCAAAACCGUCGGUCAAUACCAACCUACCAACGAAAUAGAACGUUUCGUCGAAGGCAGAAGAAAAGCGUCGCCAGCGGUGUUGCACCACUGUGCUGGCAAGCGGGAAGUACUGGCCGCCAUCUACGAUCCGGCCUUCCUGCUGCCCAUGCUGGGAUACCUGUUUGCACCGGAGAGUACCGAUCUGCUGGACGUAGCCGGCAAGAAUGGCGCUCUGGCUCUGCCGUUUGCGUGCCUCGCCAGUGAGGACGAAGGAAUGCGCCUGGCCGCGGCCAGUGUUAUUCUAAGGAUCAAGGGGCAUCUGGAACUGUCGAGGAAAUUCAUCGAUUCCAAGUUUUGGUUGCAUCUCUUCAACGCUACACAAAACGGCCUGGCCACUCUCAACAGCCGUAAGCCAACCAACGCAGCAAACAAAUCACCCAGCACUGCCAGUAAAGCUCUGUCCAGACCGGCCUUCCUGCCGGCUCUUUUCAUCGGAAAAACGAUCAACAUUCUCCCGGAUGCCCUGAACGAACUACACGCUACCCUGACGCAGUACUUCUUACUGAAAGACACCUUCGAUUUCAAAGCCGUUCCGCACUUCCUCGUCAUGUUCCACAGCUCCGACGUCAAACACAACGAUCAUCGGAUCUUCAUUCUGGAGACCAUCUACAACGGGCUCAAAACCCACGACGAUUUCAUGGUUCUUCGCCUUUCGCCCGUCAUUCGUGCCAUCAUGGACUUUUACGAUUCGUCGCUCUCCAAUCGAGAACUGAACAUUCUCAUUCUGAACACCUUGAACAGCAUCGCUAAGAUCCCCAAAUCAUGCGAAGCAAUGGUCAAUUCCUUGGGAUUCCUGACGUGGCUUAGCGAACAGAUCGAGGCAAUCGAGAGCUUCCACUUCGACACCAUUGAGGCAUUCCUUGGAAUCUUGUGCAACCUCUGGUAUUCCGCUAAGAUCCAGCAGAAAAACUACAACAUGAAGCAACUGAAUCGAUCCGUGCUGAUCAUGGUUCUGAAGUUCCUUCCGUUACUUUCGACCAGAAGUUCCAGUAAAACGCUGACGAGAUUUUUGAACUUGUUGGAGAAAACCACUACUCUGAAGGAAAACGAACAGAACCUGGAACUGGUGAGCGACGAAGUGCUGGAGUUCAUGUUGGCAUACUUUGAAAAACUAUUCGAGCAGCACUUCUGGCACGUUCGGUACGUCAGAAUGAACGGAACAGUGAACGACGAAGAUUCCGAAUCGUUGGCGGAAAAACUGUUGGUACAGGGUGUGGACCAAAGUACGAUCUAUAUCGUGCUCACGUUGAGGCGAUUCGUAAUCCGAAAGCAACGGGUGAUUAGAAAGUAAGAGUAUAAGGUAGGUUGCUGAUUUUGUCUUUAAAUGUUUAUUCUUUGUAAAAAGAUUCGUAUGUAAA
Molecule: messenger RNA, 6166 nt
Organism: Aedes albopictus (Asian tiger mosquito)
Lineage: Eukaryota; Metazoa; Arthropoda; Insecta; Diptera; Culicidae
Exons: 4
Coding region: 133-6099 (1988 amino acids)
Biological process (GO): maturation of 5.8S rRNA from tricistronic rRNA transcript (SSU-rRNA, 5.8S rRNA, LSU-rRNA); maturation of LSU-rRNA from tricistronic rRNA transcript (SSU-rRNA, 5.8S rRNA, LSU-rRNA)
Cellular component (GO): nucleolus
Source: RefSeq, a predicted model, not a curated record